CCCCGCCAUAUUGGAUCCUAGCGAUAAUAUCUUCAGGGCUAACUAUUAGCUACCACAUGCCAUGCAGCUCAACCCAAGCUCAACCCCACGUCCAAUAAUCAACAUCUGAAACCUUUUAACACAACACUACACAACACAACAUAACAUAACAAUACUCAGUCCAGUGCCAAAUAACUUCGUCGGAGCUCUCUUCUUAGCUCGUAUUUAGAAUCCAAUCAAGCAAAAACUCGGAACUACCCGAUUGAGUCAAGGACUACCUAGGUACCUAGGCAAAGACCAACAUCAGAUCGAGCAACGAUGGAGGCUCUAGAAACGAUGCAAGCCCGGCAUCGCAAAGAGCAACGCGACUUGCAAUCGCGAAUCACAAGCAAGAAAAAGAACGCAACGAAGAAGACGCGGAAGGGAGUCAACGACGAGUGCGCUCAGCUCGAGAAGCAACUCAAGGAGAAGCACGAGCAAGAGAUCGCUACACUGAAUGGAGACGUACACGAUACGCCGGACGGAGGAGAGGACCGCCACCCACAUACCGAAGACGACGACGACACGCCGACGCCCGCGGACCCGACGAACGGUAUAAGCCAGAAGUUAAAAGACACCACGCUUUCCCCCUCCUCCGACACCAACGACAACGCCGAAGCAGCAAUCUCAAACACAGCCCAACUAUCGCAGCCCAAGAAACGCAACCGGCAAAAAGAGCGGAUGGCGCGUCGCGCAGCAGAGCAGGAAGCCGCGGCGGCAGCAGCAGAAGAGGAGGCGGCCAACAUGACGGACCACCGGACGGAAGAGCAGACGUCGCUGCGGCGCGCGUUCGCGGCGCACGGGCUCGUCGAGAAGGAGAUACGCCCCGACGGGCACUGCUUGUUCGCGGCGGUGGCGGAUCAGUUGCUGGUGUGUGGCGUGGCUCUAACCGCUGCUACCUCCUCUACCAACAAUACCAACGCUGAUACCGAAGUCCCGCCCUACAAAACUGUCCGCAGAGCCGCGACAGCGUACAUGGCGACCCACGCGGACGACUUCGCGCCGUUCCUGGAGGAGCCGCUGGACACGUACGUGGCGAAGAUGCGGGACACGGCGGAGUGGGGCGGGCAGCUCGAGCUUACGGCGCUGGCGAAUGCGUAUGGUGUUGAGAUUAGGGUCGUGCAGGAUGGGCGGACGGAGACGAUUGAGCCGAGUGUGGGGGGCGGUGGAGGGGAAGAGAGGAAGACGGUUUGGCUCGCGUAUUAUCGCCAUGGGUAUGGGCUGGGCGAGCACUAUAACUCGUUGAGGAAGGCUGGGUGAUGGGAUA
This is a messenger RNA of Hypoxylon fragiforme, 1285 nucleotides long. Its product is annotated as OTU-domain-containing protein. The record is from RefSeq and is a predicted model, not a curated record. Lineage: Eukaryota; Fungi; Ascomycota; Sordariomycetes; Xylariales; Hypoxylaceae. The coding region runs from base 298 to 1278 and encodes 326 amino acids. Gene Ontology annotation, biological process: protein deubiquitination. Gene Ontology annotation, molecular function: cysteine-type deubiquitinase activity. The transcript has a single exon.